Molecule: messenger RNA, 1164 nt
Organism: Ceratina calcarata
Lineage: Eukaryota; Metazoa; Arthropoda; Insecta; Hymenoptera; Apidae
Gene: TBCB
Product: tubulin-binding cofactor B
Exons: 6
Coding region: 394-1125 (243 amino acids)
Biological process (GO): cytoplasmic microtubule organization; tubulin complex assembly; post-chaperonin tubulin folding pathway
Cellular component (GO): nucleus; cell cortex; microtubule plus-end
Molecular function (GO): alpha-tubulin binding; microtubule plus-end binding
Source: RefSeq, a predicted model, not a curated record
AUGAGUUUCGGCUUUCACCAUCGCGACUUUUUGACCAAGUGUGAUAGUACCAGAGAGAAACUCUUUCUCUCUGAUAGUACCUGUCAGUUUACAGUUAACACACACCUCUCUCGUUUCUCCGUUUCUUAAUGACUACGUUACAAACGGAGAUACGAAAGAAAUGAGUAACACCUGUUUUGUAGAUCUUAGUGGAAUCUACAAUUUUUGUCGAAACAUUUUUCGCUAGGACCUACAAGUAAGGAGUAAUUUAAUUAACAAUGUCAUAGUCUAUCCAGUCGAUCCUGCCAUUCCUACCAGACGUCGGGACUUGUCAAACGGAAUUGAGUGCUACUACCCUGGCCCGGCCGUUCGUCACGGUUUUAAAACGAUUUAAGAUAAAACUAACGAGAAACAAUGAGUAAUUACACCGUGGUAACACCGGAUUUCGUGAACGUUUCGAUCACGACGUCAAAUCAAAGUUCUUACUGCGUGGAAAGACGAUUUCAGAAAAGCAUAAGCGUCGACGAAUUCAAGGGAAAACUGGAGUUGGUCACCGGUGGUAAUUCCCAGACGAUGAGAGUUGAAGCUUACGACAAGAACGACAAGCUGAUCUGCACCCUGGAUGACAACCAGCGACUGCUAGGGUCCUAUCCCAUCGACGAUGGAACCAGAAUUCAUGUGAUUGACAGUUUCUACACCAAUGAGAACCUGGGCAAUGUGGAGAAAUUCGAGAUCACCGAAGAAGAAUAUGCCAAGAGAACAGAUACUGUAAAGGCAUUUCUGGCAAAGAACAAGCUUGGCAAAUACAACGAGGAAGAGGCGAAGCGUAGGCAAGAGGAGAAAAGGCAAGAAGAAACCGCCGAAGAGGAAGCGGCAAACAGAUGCAAGAUCGGUGAUCGCUGCGAAGUGUUUGUGCCUAACCAACCCAAACGAAGGGCCACGGUGAUGUACGUAGGUAAGACGGAUUUCAAGGACGGCUAUUGGAUCGGCGUGAAAUACGACGAACCUCUUGGGAAGAACAACGGAACAGUAAACGGUAAGAAGUACUUCGAGUGCCCCCCGAAGUACGGUGGAUUCAUCAAGCCGGCGUACAUCAAAGUCGGAGAUUUCCCGGAGGAGGAAUUCGACUUGGACGAAGAGCUUUAAUAAUUGAGAAUGAAAAUAAAAUCGUCUUUGUUUAUCGAA